AUGGACGUUGGCCAGCAUAACUUCCAAUCCUAUCUUCCUUGGCUCCUGAAAGAGCUCACCCAGAGCUUCUUCGUCGCGAUCGACUUCGAGUUCUCCGGGAUCGCUCUGGCCUCCCCGAGAGGGGACCACGGAGUCGGUCUAACAUUCUGCAGUAAGGACACCGAAAAUGGCGUCUACCAGAUCAAGCCGUUCAAUAUUAACUUGAGCCCCAUCGUGGACCAGGCCCUAAAGAUCAACCGUGAAUGGACGGUCUCAAGCGCAUCGAUCGAUUAUCUGUUGGGACAUGGUCUCGGCAUCGAUGCACUCUGCAAGGAAGGUGUCCACUACCUUACUCACCGUGAAGAGCAAGAGGCCCGGGAAACGUUUGAUCUAAAUUCCGAGCGCAUUUUUACCUGGGAACCGAGAGGUAGAGUCCCCGAGUCUCUGAAAUUCCGCCGGGCAGCUCACGCUGUGAUUGACGCCUGGAUAUUCCGAGGUCGAUCCCCAAGAAUUCUAAGAAUGCCACCUUUUACCGCUAAGUAUAAUCUCCCUGGCUAUUUGAACUAUCAGCAAAGGAACCUCUUGGUGACUAUGGUGGGCAUCGAUUACCCCAACCUGCAAGCCAGCGCGUGCGACGGAUAUGUUCAAGUCCAGGAGACUGGGACAGACGCGAACAGUGGGAGGCUUCAGAUACAGAAGGAGCAGGCGGAGCAAAUAAUACUGAAAGGCAUUGGAUUUCGCUGGGUUGCUGACGCUUUAAUAGGAGGAGAUCUCACGUCCCUCCCAAGCGCUUCGUUUGCUGAUCUCUUCACCCAACCCACGGAUUUCAUCCUCGAAGAGCUCGCCUCUGCCCUCAAGCAACAUCUCAAGGACAAUCGGGCAGUCCUCGUUGGACACAACUGCUUCACCGAUUUGAUAUUCUUCUACCACCACUUCAUCGGCAAGUUGCCUGACACGAUAGGAGAGUUCCAGGUUCUCUUCCACCGGAUGUUUCCACUCGUGAUUGAUACUAAAUAUCUAUACACCUCCUACUCGGGCUGUAGUAAUGCCCGCUCUUCGCUACCGGAGGCCUGCAAGAUGAUGGCCAGUUUGACUGUUCCCACCAUUAACAAUGCAUACGGGAAGUACUUGUGGCAUGAGAGCCUUCACGAGGCAGGCUACGACAGCAUGCUCACAGCCAUCUUGUUUCUCAAGCUCUCUGUUCAGCUUCGUCUUCGCAAGGAGAUAACUGUGCCUCGGGGCGCAAUGGGUUCUUUGCUGUGCAUGCAACUCCAAGUUGCUCAUGAUCAGUUGUACGAUGCCCAGGAGUUUUUCAAUAGCCUCGUAAAUGCUCGCUCCAAACAAGCUCAAAGCAACCCGAUCGACCUGAUGGACUUCGCAGAGGGUGACGACGUCAAAAGCUGUUCUUUCUCUCUGGAGGAUUCACUUCAUUUCCCGGUCGAGACUGAAGGUACAGUCGCUGGGAAGGUUCGCAAUGGCGAGCUAGUUCCUCCACUGACCGAAAAUUUUUGGAGCGUUUACGGAAACAAGCUGCGCAUGUUCGGCAUGUACGAAGAGAUCAUAGACCUUAGCGUGGCUAGGGAGACUGGAAACAUGAACUGA
Penicillium atrosanguineum is the source of this 1581-nucleotide messenger RNA. RefSeq names its product CAF1 family ribonuclease. Bases 1 to 1581 code for a protein of 526 amino acids. The transcript is spliced from 5 exons. The record is from RefSeq and is a predicted model, not a curated record. Gene Ontology annotation, molecular function: RNA binding; 3'-5'-RNA exonuclease activity. Lineage: Eukaryota; Fungi; Ascomycota; Eurotiomycetes; Eurotiales; Aspergillaceae. Gene Ontology annotation, cellular component: cytoplasm.